This is a messenger RNA of Glycine soja, 1632 nucleotides long. Its product is annotated as malate dehydrogenase, glyoxysomal. NCBI's taxonomy places the organism in Eukaryota, Viridiplantae, Streptophyta, Magnoliopsida, Fabales, Fabaceae. Gene Ontology annotation, cellular component: cytoplasm; chloroplast. The record is from RefSeq and is a predicted model, not a curated record. The transcript is spliced from 9 exons. Gene Ontology annotation, biological process: tricarboxylic acid cycle; malate metabolic process. Bases 262 to 1323 code for a protein of 353 amino acids. Gene Ontology annotation, molecular function: L-malate dehydrogenase (NAD+) activity.
UUGAAGAAAAAAAAAUACCCCGAGAAAUUUUCAUAAGGAAAAAGGAAGCAGAAGUGAAGAUCGAAACGGUGAAGAAGCCUAACAGCAGCAAAGAGCGUUAGAGCUGAUCGCUUGAGAUAAGGUCAAUUUGCAGUUGCACGCUUCCCAAUUCGCACACCCAUAUCACAUCACAUCUUUCUCCACACGCAACGCAACCUUUUUAUAAUCAAUCAUCCUCACUCGCAUUUGAAGACGCAGCAAUCUUUCCCGUGAAAAGGGACCAUGGAGGCAAAUUCAGGUGCCAGCGACCGAAUUUCGAGAAUCGCCGGCCACCUCCGCCCCCAGAGAGAGGAUGAUGUUUGUUUGAAGCGUAGCGAUUGCCGUGCAAAAGGUGGGGUCUCCGGAUUCAAGGUGGCCAUAUUGGGUGCCGCAGGAGGCAUAGGGCAACCUCUGGCGAUGUUGAUGAAGAUGAAUCCACUCGUUUCACUUCUCCACCUCUACGAUGUUGUUAACACCCCUGGCGUCACUUCUGAUAUAAGUCACAUGGACACCGGCGCUGUUGUUCGAGGAUUUUUGGGGCAGCAGCAGCUUGAGGAUGCACUUAUAGGCAUGGACUUGGUGAUCAUCCCUGCUGGUGUUCCUCGUAAACCUGGAAUGACAAGAGAUGAUCUCUUCAAUAUAAAUGCUGGAAUUGUUAAAACAUUGUGUGAAGCAAUUGCAAAGUGCUGUCCUAAAGCCAUUGUCAAUGUGAUAAGCAAUCCAGUUAACUCCACAGUCCCGAUUGCAGCCGAAGUUUUCAAAAGAGCUGGUACUUACGAUCCCAAGAGACUUUUGGGAGUCACUAUGCUUGAUGUUGUUAGAGCCAAUACGUUUGUGGCAGAAGUUCUGGGUGUUGAUCCAAGGGAUGUGGAUGUCCCAGUUGUUGGGGGACAUGCUGGAAUCACAAUUUUACCUCUUCUUUCUCAGAUUAAACCUCCUUGCUCUUUCACCCCAAAAGAAAUUGAGUACCUGACUGGUCGCAUACAAAACGGUGGAACUGAAGUUGUUGAGGCCAAAGCUGGAGCUGGUUCUGCAACACUAUCAAUGGCAUAUGCUGCUGUUAAAUUUGCAGAUGCAUGCCUUCAUGCCCUGAGAGGAGAUGCUGGCAUCAUUGAAUGUGCAUAUGUUGCUUCACAGGUGACUGAACUCCCAUUCUUUGCAUCAAAAGUACGACUUGGCCGAGUUGGGGUGGAGGAAAUUCUUCCUCUUGGUCCCCUGAAUGAUUAUGAGAGGGAGAGUUUGGAAAAGGCCAAGAAAGAGUUAGCAGCAAGCAUUGAGAAGGGCAUUUCUUUCAUCAGAAAAUGAGUAGUUGAUGAUAGUACGUCCCGAAAAUAAAUGGUUAGAUUGUGCUGUGUCCAUUGUGAGAUCAUAUAGAUUUAUAAUUAGUUAUGUGAUAUGUAUGAAUAUCGAGUUCUAUCUAGAAACAUGUAAAUGUAAUAAUUGGAAUACCGAAUUCCAUUUAUUAUUCCGUCUCGAGUUAUCCCCGUGAAGUUUGAGUUUGAGUCUAAAAAUCAAUUCAGAUUUUUGUAUUAUCUAUAGACGAAUAUAAACCUGCCCAAUUGAGCAUGAUAUUUAAGUUCAGUAAUAAAAAUGUUAAUUAUCACUUCAUUUUCA